CAACAUUGGAGUUUGCAAGAAAAAAAAAUCUCCAUUCCUCUUACGUAAACUCAGUGGGCACCGGAUUUUUAAAAGAAGAAUCUUAAAUUAUUGUACAUUCCUACGACUACAAAUCGAAACGAAAAUGUUUUCUACCGUGGGUAGAGCUGGUCUCUUGGCCACAAAAACGGUGGUUAACAACGCCCUAGCAGAAAAAUCUCCUCAAAUUGCCGGAGCCCUCGUGAACAAACGUGAUUAUGCAGCCAAAGUUGCAGCUGGAAAAGGUCAAGGUAAGGUGGUUGCCGUAAUUGGAGCUGUCGUCGAUGUACAAUUUGAAGACAAUCUACCACCCAUCCUAAAUGCCUUAGAAGUACAAAACCGGUCCCCAAGGCUCGUCCUUGAGGUGGCGCAGCAUUUAGGAGAGAACACCGUCCGCACCAUCGCCAUGGACGGUACCGAAGGUUUGGUGCGCGGUCAGCCCGUACUCGAUUCUGGCUCUCCCAUCCGUAUCCCCGUAGGAGCGGAGACUCUGGGCCGUAUCAUCAACGUUAUUGGUGAGCCCAUCGACGAGCUCUUGGGUAUGGAUGAGUUAUCUGAGGAAGACAAACUGACUGUUGCACGUGCACGUAAAAUCCAGAGAUUCUUAUCCCAACCUUUCCAAGUAGCUGAAGUGUUCACAGGCCAUGCUGGUAAAUUGGUACCCCUUGAGGAGACCAUCAAAGGUUUCUCAAAGAUCUUACAAGGAGAGUACGACCACCUUCCCGAAGUCGCCUUCUACAUGGUUGGACCUAUUGAAGAAGUUGUAGCUAAAGCUGAAACUCUAGCCAAGAGUACAUAAACAUAAGUGAUCUUGUAACUUUAGUCAUUUUCAAAAUCAGUUAUUUAUUGGAUAUAUACUUGUUACAAUAAUAUUGCAUGACUGGUGAUUAGUUCUAGCAAUAAAUAAUACCUUAUAAAGUGAA
Molecule: messenger RNA, 941 nt
Organism: Zerene cesonia (dogface butterfly)
Lineage: Eukaryota; Metazoa; Arthropoda; Insecta; Lepidoptera; Pieridae
Product: ATP synthase subunit beta, mitochondrial-like
Exons: 2
Coding region: 125-817 (230 amino acids)
Biological process (GO): proton motive force-driven mitochondrial ATP synthesis; proton transmembrane transport
Source: RefSeq, a predicted model, not a curated record